UCUCCUGUGCACAGGGAGCUGCUGUGGAGAGCUGAACAUUUUUGGAGCGCUGCUGCUGCUGGUGGUUAUUCUCCUGCAGACUGACACCUCUCUCUGUCUCUCGGCCUGGAUGUAAAUGAUUAUUUGAAGAUUGAAUAUUUUUGUGUGUCAAGGACUCUUGGAACCAAGCUGGAGGCAUAUGAGGCUGAACAACAGGCAUGAGGUUGUAAGAACAAGAACUGGAAAUCAGAAGAGCAAGGGAGUCAAUUCCGAGAGCCACUUCUAUCAACACCUGGAAGUGGAUUACACUUCUUCUUUCCUCCCAUUACCAUCAUGGUCUCACCUCUCAUCUUUCUCCUGAUCUUCCCCCUGUCCACGACCACCUCCUCUUCUUCUAAUCCCCCUUCCUCUCUCCUGUCUUUUUCCCCACCGGAAGGGGGCCUUACACAUUUGGUGGUCCAUAAUAAAUCCGGUGAGGUCUACCUGGGUGCCGUCAACUGGAUCUACAAGCUGUCCAGCAACCUCACCAAGCUACGAAGCCAUGUGACCGGCCCUGUGACAGACAACCCUCGCUGUUACCCUCCGCCUGGCGUCCAGUCAUGCCCCCACGAGCUCGUGCAGACUCCCAAUAUCAAUAAACUGCUGCUGCUUGAUGCCGCCCACAACCGCUUAAUUGCCUGUGGGAGUACUUCCCAGGGAAUUUGCCAGUUCCUGCGUCUGGAUGAUUUGUUCAAGCUGGGCGAGCCCCACCACCGUAAGGAGCAUUAUCUAUCUAGUGUUGCUGAGGCAAGCACCAUGUCUGGAGUGGUCAUUUCUCCAGAUGUCUUCGGCGGAGGCGGGAAACUUUUUGUCGGUACUCCCAUUGAUGGAAAGUCUGAGUACUUUCCAACCCUGUCCAGCCGCAAGUUGAUGUCUAAUGAGGAGAAUGCAGACAUGUUCAGCUUCGUCUACCAGGAUGAGUUUGUCUCUUCGCAGUUGAAGAUCCCAUCAGACACCCUCUCCAAAUUCCCAGCAUUUGACAUCUACUACAUCUACGGCUUCAACAGUGAGCAGUUUGUUUACUAUCUCACGUUACAGCUUGACACCCAACUCACUUCCCCAGAUGCAGGCAGUGAGCAGUUCUUCACUUCAAAGAUUGUACGGCUUUGCGUGGAUGACCCCAAAUUCUACUCCUACAUCGAGUUCCCCAUUGGCUGCACCAAGGACGGAGUGGAGUAUCGGUUGAUCCAGGAUGCUUAUUUGGCUCGACCGGGGUCCCGUUUGGCUCAAUCGCUUGGUAUUCCGCAGCACGAGGCGGUUCUUUUUGCUGUGUUUGCCCAGGGCCAGAAGAACAGAGCCAAGCCACCCAAAGAGACAGCUUUGUGCCUGUUCACAAUGAAGCAGAUAAAGGAGAAGAUUAAAAUAAGGAUUCAGUCGUGCUACAGUGGAGUGGGGAUACUCUCUCUACCCUGGCUGCUCAACAAGGAACUAUCCUGCAUCAACUCGCCGUUGCAGAUUGAUGAUAAUUUCUGCGGCCACGACUUCAACCAGCCUCUCGGGGGCACCACUACCAUCGAGGGCGUCUCACUGUAUGUGGAUAAGGAGGACGGUAUGACCUCCGUGGCGGCCUAUGACUACCGGGGACACACGGUGGCAUUCAUGGGCACUCGAAGCGGACGUAUGAAAAAGAUCCUUGUCAACUCCAUUAGCCAACCUGCUUUGCUGUAUGAAAAUGUCCUGGUGAGUGACGGCAACCCCAUCCUAAAAGAUCUGCUCUUCAGCCCGGAUCAUCAAUACUUGUACACCCUCACCGAGAAACAGGUUACACGUGUACCGGUGGGGAGCUGUGAGCAGUAUGCUUCCUGCGGGGCUUGUCUGGGAUCGGGGGACCCUCACUGUGGCUGGUGUGUCCUGCACAAUAUAUGUUCAAGAAAGGAUCACUGCGAACGUGCGGAGGAGCCUCAGCGUUUCACCACCAGAGCAGACCAGUGUGUCCGACUCUCGGUCCAACCUGACACUGUCUCGGUCACCGUGUCAGAAGUGCAGCUGGUACUUCAGACCCAGAAUGUGCCGAGUCUGUCGGCGGGAGUAAAUUGUUCAUUUGGAGGCUACGUAGAAACGGAAGGACGCAUCUACGGAGGACGGAUCUUCUGCUUGUCACCCUCUGCUAAAGAGGUAGCGCCCAUCACGCAAAAUCAAGGUGACCAGCGUGUAAUAAAACUCUAUCUGAGAUCCAAGGAGACGGGGAAGAUGUUUGCCAGCGUGGAUUUUAUCUUCUACAACUGCAGCGUACACAGAUCGUGUCUGUCCUGUGUGGACGGCAAGUUCCCUUGUCACUGGUGCAAAUAUCGCCACAUGUGCACGCAGGACGCCAGCGACUGUUCCUUCCAGGAGGGACGCGUCAACACCUCCCAGGAGUGUCCUCAAAUCCUGCCCUCCACUCAGAUCUAUAUCCCCGCCGGAGUUAUGAGGCCAAUCACACUGCUGGCACAGAACCUGCCCCAGCCGCAGUCCGGACAGAGGAACUACGAGUGUAUUUUUCACAUUCAAGGCAACACGCUCAGUGUCCCGGCUCUGAGGUUCAACAGCACCAGUAUCCAGUGCCAGAAGAGCAUAUACGACUAUGAGGGCGGCAACAUCAGUGACCUACCAGUUGAUCUGUCCGUGGUGUGGAAUGGAAACUUUGUCAUCGACAAUCCCUUCGACAUUCAAGCCCACCUGUACAAGUGCAGGGCAAUGCGGGACAGCUGCGGCAUGUGUCUGAAGGCAGACCCCAGGUUCGAGUGUGGCUGGUGCAUCCAGGACAGGAAGUGUUCCCUCAAACAGGAAUGUACAAUCGGAGGGAAUUCUCACCUCCCGCUGCCGUUGAGUGAAGGUGGAGGCUGGAUGCAUGCCGCAUCUGGAAACAGCCGAUGCUCUCACCCUAAAAUCACUAAGUUGUUUCCAGACACGGGACCCCGCCAAGGAGGAACCAGGGUAACUAUCGUAGGAGAGAACCUGGGUCUGGACUUCAGAGACAUCCAAACGGGCGUCAGGCUAGGCAAGGUGCCCUGUGUCCCCAUUGAGGAGGAGUACCUGAGUGCUGAGAGAAUAGUGUGUCAGCUGAAUGACGCUACAGGAUACAGAGUCCAAGAGGCUCAGGUGGAGGUGUGUGUGAGAGACUGUGUCAACGACUACAGAGCGCUGUCCCCUAGGCCCUUCACUUUUGUGACGCCGUUCUUCACUCGUAUCCAGCCUUCUCAGGGUCCUAUUUCGGGAGGCACCCGCGUCACUAUCGAGGGAAGCUACCUCAACGCAGGCAGUUCUGUUUCUGUCAGCAUUGGACCACAACCCUGCCACUUUAAAAAGAGGAACGCCCAUGAGAUUGUGUGCAUAACGCCGGCUGGCCUGGCACCAGGAAGUACACCAGUCCUGGUGGAUAUAGACGAUGCUGAGCUCAGAAACCCUGUGGUCAAGUUUAACUACACCGAAGACCCCACUGUGCUCAAGAUUGAGCCUGACUGGAGCAUUGCCAGUGGUGGAACUCUGCUUACAGUGAGUGGAACCAACCUGGCAACUAUCAGAGAACCAAAGAUCAGGGCCAAAUAUGGGCAGGCUGAGUCUUUUCAUACCUGUACAGUAUACAACAACUCAGUGAUGGUCUGCCUAGCUCCGUCCGUGGCGGAGUCCGAGCUGGGCUUUUCUGAAAGCGGCACAGGUCCAGAUGAAAUUGGAUUUUACAUGGACAACGUGAACGCUUUGGUAGUGGUCAAUGAGACGUUCAGCUACUACCCUGACCCCGUGUUUGAACCGCUCAGCUCGAAUGGGAUACUGGAGCUCAAACCAACAUCUCCACUGAUACUCAAGGGUCGUAACCUGAUCCCGGCCGCCCCAGGUAACAAUCGCCUGAACUACACAGUUCUGAUUGGGGAGACACCCUGCAUCCUUACCUUGUCUGAGAGCCAGCUGCUGUGCGAGUGGCCCAACCUCACCGGACAACAUAAAGUCACGAUCCGAGCCGGGGGGUUUGAGUACUCCCCCGGCACUCUCCACAUUUACUCGGAUAGCUUGCUGACGCUGCCUGCCAUCAUUGGGAUCGGAGGGGGCGGUGGGAUGCUCCUGUUGGUCAUCAUCGCCGUGCUGAUAGCCUACAAGAGAAAGUCCAGGGAUGCGGACCGCACCCUGAAGCGUCUGCAGCUGCAGAUGGACAACCUAGAGUCCAGAGUGGCUCUGGAAUGUAAAGAAGCUUUUGCUGAACUCCAGACAGACAUCCAUGAGCUCACCCAAGAACUGGACGGAGCCGGAAUUCCUUUCCUGGACUAUCGGACAUAUGCAAUGAGGGUCCUGUUCCCAGGCAUUGAGGACCAUCCUGUCCUCAAGGAGAUGGAGGUACGGGUGCAGGCAAAUGUGGAAAAAGCUUUGACGUUGUUUGGUCAAUUGCUGACAAAGAAGCACUUCCUGUUGACGUUCAUAAGAACAUUGGAGGCGCAGAGGUCGUUUUCAAUGCGGGACCGAGGCAACGUGGCAUCUCUGAUCAUGACAGCCCUGCAGGGGGAGAUGGAGUACGCCACAGGAGUCCUGAAACAGCUUCUGUCUGACCUGAUCGACAGAAAUUUGGAGAGUAAAAACCAUCCGAAGCUGCUUCUCAGGAGAACGGAGUCGGUUGCUGAGAAAAUGCUGACCAACUGGUUUACAUUCCUCUUGUAUAAGUUCCUCAAGGAGUGUGCCGGCGAGCCUCUUUUCAUGCUCCACUGUGCAAUCAAGCAGCAGAUGGAGAAAGGACCAAUAGACGCCAUCACAGGAGAGGCUCGCUAUUCUCUGAGCGAGGACAAGCUCAUCAGGCAGCAGAUUGACUACAAAACGCUGACAUUGCACUGCGUGAACCCCGAGAACGAGAACGCCAUGGAGGUGACUGUGAAGUGUCUAAACUGUGACACCGUCACUCAGGUCAAAGAGAAACUACUAGAUGCUGUCUACAAGGGCAGCCCCUACUCACUCAGGCCCAAGGCUUCUGACAUGGACCUAGAAUGGCGUCAAGGUAGAAUGGCCCGAAUCAUUCUGCAGGACGAAGAUGUCACAACGAAGAUAGACAACGACUGGAAAAGACUCAACACAUUGGCUCACUAUCAGGUUACAGAUGGCUCAGUGAUCGCCCUGGUGCCAAAGCAGAACUCUGCCUAUAACAUCUCCAAUUCAUCCACCUUCACCAAGAGCCUCAGUAGAUACGAGAGCAUGCUGAGAACCGCUAGUAGUCCAGACAGCCUUCGAUCGCGGACACCCAUGAUCACCCCUGACCUGGAGAGUGGAACUAAAUUGUGGCAUCUGGUGAAGAACCACGACCAUUCAGACCAGAGGGAGGGCGAUCGGGGAAGCAAGAUGGUGUCUGAGAUCUAUCUGACCAGACUCUUGGCUACAAAAGGCACACUGCAGAAGUUUGUGGAUGACCUGUUUGAGACCAUAUUCAGCACGGCCCACAGAGGCAGCGCUCUGCCGCUGGCCAUCAAGUACAUGUUUGACUUCUUGGACGAGCAGGCAGACAAACACUCCAUCACAGACUAUGACGUACGACACACAUGGAAGAGCAACUGCCUCCCUCUCAGGUUCUGGGUGAAUGUGAUCAAGAACCCACAGUUUGUCUUCGACAUCCAAAAGAACAGCAUCACGGAUGCCUGUCUGUCUGUGGUGGCCCAGACCUUCAUGGACUCAUGUUCAACGUCCGAACACAAACUGGGGAAAGACUCACCGUCCAACAAACUCCUCUACGCUAAAGACAUCCCCAACUACAAGAACUGGGUGGAGAGGUAUUACUCUGAUAUCUCGCGUAUGCCUGCCAUCAGCGAUCAGGACAUGAGUGCCUACCUAGCAGAGCAGUCCCGCCUGCACCUCAGCCAGUUCAACAGCAUGUCUGCACUGCACGAGAUCUACUCUUACAUCAUCAAAUACAAAGACGAGCUUCUGUCGGCGUUACAGAAAGACGAGCAAUCUCGGCGACAGAGGCUACGUGGCAAGCUGGAGCAGGUCAUCGACACCAUGGCGCUAACUAGCUGAGGGUUAAACCAGUUGAACGCCUCUGCUUGGAUCGCUGGCCAACACUCCUUUCCGUACACGGCUUUACGCUCCUGGACAAAAUCUGAGCUCAUCAACUGGACAAACAACAAAACUAAAUUUAGUCGGCUCAAUGACUCAAUGGAUGCAUUUCUCUUCUUAUUUAAGACCGAGCUGCAAACUGAUGAACCAAACUGAGUGGACACUCACAGUGCAUGUUGACUCCAGUCAAGCAGAGGGCAACGGUUGGGUUCUUUGGACGCAAUCAGGACCUAAACCAGGGUGCAAAUGUGACAGCCGUAAACUGUGAGCAAACAGAAGAAACCAGGAUACUUGAUGCCGUUUCGGGAUUUCCCUUUCCUGUUGCCAUUUUCAGGGUGGACACACAGAGGAGGAUCUUUUGCUGUGGGAAAACUCUUCAUCACACACUGCUUCAAAACUCCCUACCAGCCGAGGAGGAGUCAUUACAGUCAAACUGUUUUAUUGCUUCUGGUUUACCUUGACAUUUAAUUCCAUCCCCACCAUACUGCCUCCUCUCCUUAGUGCUGUGCCGCUCGUGUUACUGCUGAAUUUGCACAACAAAAGCUAAAUCAAAAGAGAGCAAAGGAUAUAUGAACACAUUUAUAAAUAUAUAAAUACAGACCUCUUUGUUUGAGUUGAAAGAGAUGUUUUUGCAUUUAAUGUAUAAAUUGGUAGGUUUGACAGGAUUUGAUAUUUCCAAGUAAAAAAUGUGAAAACCUAAAAAAAACAAAGCAGCACAUGGAAAAGUUGUUCUGUGCCAUGUUUUACUUUAAAUGUUGUUUAGUGCAAAGAUACUUUUGUUCUUUUGUUUAGAUGAAAUGUGUUAUGAAAAUGUUGUCAUGCUUAGUGAGACUUUGGGAAAAAAAAUACGUAAAUGGAAAAAUAGAUAUUGCAGAAUUUCUAUAUUUAAUGAGGUAUUCCAUGAUAGAGUACAACAAGUCAGUGCUGUUUUCAGAAUCCAUCUACGGUGGACCAUUAUAUUUACCAGCCCCUUUUACACAGAUAUCCUGCAAGGUCGCCACAUCAGGGGUCUCAUCUAUAAAGCUUGCGUACGCACAAAUUAGGGCCGAAAAGUUGCGUACGGCAUUUUCCACGUGUGUGAUGUAUAAAAACAGAAACUGACGUGAGAAUGUGCGCACAGGUAUGCAACUUUGUAGCUGGCGUGCGCACUUUUUGGAGACAUGGCAAAAAGACUGCACACAUGUUAAGUAGUGAAGAAAUCAUGUUAGAAAUGAACAUGCAAUGGAAGCCAAUAAAGGUUUAUCCAUAAUUUCAUUAACCAUCACGCCGUUAUUGACUUAAAAAACAUUUGUGGAAAGCGUUCUUGUUUUACAUGACACUAACGGAUAUACUUUUAUCGAUAUCCUAUAUUGUGCUCAUCAACAUACGAGUUUGCGUAUUUUGGGAGGUUUUUUGUUGUGAUUCACUAUAACCAACACACAAAAUGACUUCCAAAAAAUAUGUUCCUAAUAUUUCCAUGGUGUUUUAAGUCAGCAUAAAGUUAAAUGUUUUUGAAAUAUCCAAAAUAUAACAAUUGAUCUGUGGUAUACUGAAACUGCAUUAAUCUUUUGACUUUUCCUUACAUAAAGUACUUUAAUGUACUGAAGUGUACUGUAAUGUAAUGCCAUUUAUAGUAGAGAUUGACUGAUAUGGGUUUAUCAGGACCGAUACCAAUACCGAUUAUUAGUAGUUAAGAGGCCGGUAACCUAUAGUUGGAGCCGAUAUUCAUUUGCAGUAAAAGUGUACAAACUGGCGUAAAAAUGUUGAAUAAUACAAGCACUUAACUUCAUUGAACUGCCUAAAGCAUGUUUAUUUAACCAAACAGAUAGAAAAAUAGCUCCGCUAGAAGUUGAAUAUAAACUUAAAUGGCUCCCUGAAAUGUCUCCACGGUAAAUAAAGUAACAUUUAUAUGUAACUUAUCUUUGUUUUAAGUUCAAACACAUCAAAAAGUACAGGGCGUUAACAAGCUCAGCACCAACUCUUCUUAAGUUAAAUUAAAACUUAUAUAAUAGCUCCCUGAAUUUUUUUCAGCCUUCAUCUUAGUGUAGUUGCCUGCAUCAAAAGAAGACUGAAUUGAAUUUUUUUCUCACAAUCACACACACAGGCUCCCACUAUCACGGACUGUUUCCACAUUGAUAUUACUAACGGCAUUGUUUCAAGUGAUUCACAGACGUAUCGGGAGGUACUACAAGAUAGCAGAGCCGCCGCUAAUGUUUACUCCACUCUUACGUUAUUCCACUGCUCACUGUAACGUUAGUAGUAGUUAUGAGUUGUACAGCACUGGAAUGUUUAUUACAAUUUCGAGAGUUUUCCGCAUCUACCUUGACAUGUGUGUUUACGCUCAGGACGUUCUCCACACUCGAAAACUUCCCUCUCAGCCAUGUGUGUGUGGGAGGACAGCGUCCGCUUCAGAUUGGUUCUGCCACUAAUGCGUGCUGCGGCUUGCUUAACCAAUGAGAUGGCGCCGUGGGUGGAGCAAUGCUGGAGACAGAAGUGGCAGCCGGCAGGAAAGAGAGAGGCGCAGCUGCAUCUGAGCCGAAAUAAGCCAGUUUUAAAUUAUUUUCUUGGUAGGAGGACAACAGCUGGCUCUUUGUGUCCACCUUUAAAUCAAACAGCUUUUACUAAGUGUAUUUAAAUCUAAAAUAUGGCAUCAAUUAGAUAAAAAAUAUUUAAAACAUUCUUGCCAAAAUGACAUGUGCCUUGAUAUCCGGCCACUUUAUUUUAGUUCUGCAACGGUGCGGCAACUUCCACACACUCUGUUGACAGCAGACGUGCUGUCACUCAAUCAUCUUGUAUUCUUGUCAUUGCUGUGUCCUCAAAAUAAUAUACUCCAACCCUCCAACCAAUAUUUCCACUUCCAUUUCCGUGAAAUUCUUCUUAGUCCUCGUCGUCUUCUCACCAGCCAUGAGUCAGAAUGACAGAACAAGGCAAUGAAGGGUCGUUAAAUAUGGACAUUGCAUUCAUGAGUCACUUUGCAUUGACCUUCUGUGGUGAAGUGGAGGUGUGGAAAGGGCGUGACCUGACUCAGGUUUAUGUAUGUACGCUCUGUUAACCACAAAUUGUGUGACUUUUUUUUUUGUCUGUACACAGAUUUUGGGUUUCUAGUGUACAGAGACUUUUAGUCAGAAUUCCAUGCACAUUUUGAUAGAUGAGACCCCUGGUCUGCAAUAAACCGGAUUUGCUUUUUACACAGAACCCAGCAAAGGCAGGCUAAUGUGGCAAAUAUAUACGCUUUCACACAGCAACACGCCAUGCUGCCAUCAAAUAAUUAGCUGUGGAACAUCUCGGACAACAAAUGACAAUUAUGUUCAGUAUUGACGUACUACCUCUAUACGCCGUAAUAUUGGCGGAACGUCUCGGCCUUUCCAUUUUGUAUUCAUGCUGUUUGCACAGAACAGCAAUCGGCUGUAAAGGUGGCUAAAACAGACUGUGUAAAAGGGGCUACUGAUGCAAAGUCUACAUUUUAUUAGGUGACAUAGAACUUUAUUGAUCCGUUCCAGCAGCAACACCAUAUGCAGUAUACAGGACUGUAACUAUCUACUGGCGCUCCUGAUACAUAACUUUCUGGUCUCACCCUGUAAAGCCGUGUUUCCACCAAGCAGUUUGGUUCAGUUCAGUUCAGUACGUUUUGCAAACUGAAUCGUUCCGCUUGGUAGGAACAAGACUUAUUUAUAAUGUUUCAUUAUUCUCAUCCCGAAACAAGGACCUUGUUUGUUGGACAGAAGUGCUUAGAGAAAUAUUUUACUUAUACUCCAAUCUGCAGUUGAAACUGUAACACUCUUAAAAUGUGAAUGUGCUUUGUGAAAAGAUUCUGAAAUGUAGUUUUACUGUUUUUGUUUUACAUGUCAAAGGCCUUUCUCUUGCUUCAUUUUGUGGUUUUAUGAGGGUUAAAAAGAAUUGGGGUUUCCAGUAUGCACAUGUUUGACUAAAGUGUGUCGAUAUGAGCCUGUUAUCCGCAGAAUUUAGUAGGAUUUAAUACAAAAAGUAAUGUGCUGUAAUUAGGAAAGCAUAGCUUUUUAAAAUCAAAAUAUCGUUUUUUUUAGUACAGCAUGUUUGUGGUUUAGAGGCACUCAUGUUGCUUGACGAGUUCAAAGAUGAUAUGGUGCUAAUAUUUUUGUACGAUUUUCUACUAAAUUCUAUGGAGAACGCGAUCAAGUUAUGGUGAGAGACAUUUUUUGCAAGAAAAUGUAAUCAUCUUUUAAAGCAGACCAAUGUAAACCCUGUAAGUAGAGCACAAGACCAGACUGCUUCAACAACCAUGUCCCAUGAGGUUUUCAAUUGAUGGAGCGCUCCUCAUCAUGUUUCACUGAUCAAAGGCACAGUUCUUAAAAUGACUUUGAAGAAAAUGAGAAAUGCUGCAUUUGAGUUGUUUCUUAUUUCACAGUUAUUUUUUUUCCCAUCACUGUGACAAAACAACUUUAACAGAGUUUCAGGCACCUUGAAGCCAAAGGCUGGCCUAUAAAUCGCACACAUUUUUUUCAAACUGUAUUUUAUUGUAAGUAACCGAGUUACUUCUUUCAAGACCCAAUACUGUCAGACAUUUUAGGUUGAUGGGAGAAAACUAGGUUUUUUUCUAUCGUUUUCAUGGUUCAUUGUUGGGAACUUGGGCCUUCUAAAUAUAUUCAGGUUUUUAACAAAAUAUUCACACAUUAGUCCUCAAAAGUCCAACAAAAGUAAGAUUGAACAUAAAAAGGUAUGCAUUGCGGUCAUGCAUUCUGAAAAAAUCUGAAAAAAACAUGAAUUUAGAUUUAAAAUACAGAACAACUUUGGUUCCACACCUGAUAAUACUCCAAUUCAACCCAAUAAAUGCUUGGCACUUUGCACAUUUAUUUAUAAUUUAGCCGCUGACAAUGUGACACGUUCUCCGAGCCUGCCGGCUAAAAGCCUGAUUUUUAGAUAUCAAAACAUAAUUAACGUUUUAUUAAUGUGGAGUAAUUUGGCCCCAUAACUACAGCCUAGAUUUUUGCUUUGCGGCUGGUGUGUGUUAGAAGCAAAACAGAAGGCGUUCAAGGCACUUCCCACAUUAAUUUAAGUGGCGGGCACGAAAGGUGACAAUUGUUAUUGGAUUUGCAAAGUUCCUGGUCAGUAUUAACUGUGUAACAGAAAUUGUGUGCAUAUUUUGCAAAAUGCACAUCAAUAAUGACUUCCACUGCAAAUCAUUUUACAAGAUUUGGUUAAUAUCAGAGCCACUCAAUGAAACCGUGAUAAUCCUGUCAGGUUUUUGUAUCCUUUUUGUAUCCAAUAUCCAGGACUAAAUCAUCAAUCAAGAAAAGACCAAAUACUAUCCAAGAUUCAUUUUCUCAUCACUAUACCAUUACAGCAAUAAGAUUUCCAUUUCACCUCUGACUAACAAUUUAAAAAUAUACGUAGACGUAGCGGAGAGCGUGUCAUAUAAGUAUGGAUGGAUUUUAUCGAAUAUGGUUAAUACAGUAGCUUAACUGCUGAUCUAUACGGUAAAACGGCAUAACUCUUGCAUCCAACAACAUUUCUGCUCUUCCAUAAAUUGGUUAUGGUGAAGGUAUUUAAUAUUCCCUCAACCCUGGUGAAAUGAAAACACGAAACAGAAGGUUUGAGUUUCUUGCACGUGCUCAGUUUUCCUUGCUUUGGAAUGGUAGGGGACAUUAAGUUAGAGUGAUGCAUCUUAGUAUAGAAACCAGUUUGACUUACCUAUAAUCUGACCUUGUUUGUGUUUUUUACCAUAGAGCGCUAAUUGGUGGGGUGAACACUGGAAUUGCAGAACUGUGCAUUGUUAGUAUCUUCCCAUAUAGAAAAUAUCAAGAUACUUUGGACGAUUAUGCCUGCAAGGAAGAUAUUUUGAAUGUGCACUAAAACCGAAAAGCGCUGAUUCUCGGUAACACUGGAGUCCUACUGUUUUGAACAUGACACUAAAAAAAAAGCUGGAUAGCCCCCCAGUUGUCUUUAUAAAUUGAUGUUUACAUUGUAAAUUUUCAGUGGUACAGGAGUGAUAGGAGUAGCAGAUACUGGCUCAUAUAUUAACUAAAAAGAGAGAAACUUAUCUCUUGUUUGCGUGGCUUUAUUUCAGAACUUGUCUAGCAUAGCAUAGCGACAGCACAACUGGGCACAAACCAGCACAAACCACGAGAAAAAGUGCAACUUCUAGUCUGGAAAAUACGGUACUUAUAAGUAGAGAUGUUUGACAUUGGCUCAUUUACCAAUAUCUUAAUAAUCAAUAUCAUCGAUACCGACAUACAGUAAGCAGCAGCACUUCCCUAAAAACUAAUGUUGUGUAAUGAACACAUUAUGCUUCUUCUACCGUGAUGCCACUGGAUGGGUUUCACAAAUACAGAUAGAUAGACGAUACUUUAUUAAUCUCCAAGAGAAAGUCACGUUUCGAGCAGCUCUCCAAAAAUGUCAUAAUAAAGUUAAUCACAAAAUACAACAAGCAAGGCAAGACAGUACAGAUGAGAAAAGAAAAAUAAGAAAAUGGAAUAAAAAUAAAAACAUAAAGCAUACAGUCUCAACAUAAACAAUAUACUCCUGAGGUGUGAUAUGAGAAGUAUUGGAGGGAGAUGCCUUACUCCCCCCUCACAUAACCAGUGCUUUAUGCCCUGUUCCACAUGACAGGUCGGACUUUAGUUUUGGUUCCUUCGUUUUCACGUCAUUUCCUGUUUUGUGCUCUUAUUCUGGGUUUCUGUUUCCUGUUCUCCAGCGCUAUGUGCUGCAUCUUUGAGAUGUCUGGAAAGUCCAUUCAGCGGUACCUGUUUCUUAUUAGUAGUCAACAAUACUAUUUAGGUGGAGACGCAUUACGCAUUACAUUAAAAGGAAACUUUACAGUCAUUGCAAACUGAAUAUUUACAAUCAAAAGGUGAAACCUGGAAAAAAUUCCACACCGUGGAAAUACAGAGCUUGUUGCUCUGUUGAGCAUGUCAUCACCCACGUGCUGAUAUCCUUAUCGGCAGAAAAAAACCAUGGCAGUAUGAUCGGAUACCUCAUUUUUAUGCCAAUAUCGUCCGACAAUAUUGGUCGACCAAUAUUAUCGGAUAUCCCUACUUUUAAAACAACCCCAGAUGAGCGUUUAUUGUUGGCAUCGAGUCUAAAAACUUUACCAAGCGAGCCCAAACACAAACUCGUCAUUUCACAAAACAAUUUGAGGAUGGCACUCCAAGAAUUCAGAAGUUAAAGUGGAAUGUAUUUUAAAUUUUUAUAUUAUGAUGUCCCCAAAUGGAGAGAUAUGGGACCACAUUACAUCACUCCCAUGUUUUUCACCUUUUCCUCAUCAGCUGAUUUGCAUUCAAUUCCAUUUUAGAGAAAGAGGAAAUAAUUGACUUAGAUUAAAAAGAAGAUAGUUCAAAAGACAUACCUCAAUGAGUUUUAAUUCUUUGUGGCGUCUGAUACCUUUUUUGGAGUUUCAAACGUGAAAAUGCUGCUGUAACAAGGCAGGGCUGUUUCACGCUCGUAUGUAUCUGACUCUAUCCUCUAUUCCCUAUUUUGCUGAUUUAUUAUGUGUAAAUAGACAUCAAGGAGAGAUUGAACGUGUUUUUUUUUUCAAAUUCUUGCUCAUCUUGAUGUUUUUUUAUAUGUUUUAAAUUCCGUCCCUGCUGUACGCUUAAAAGUUUUGUAUUUUGGAAAGCUGUUAAACUUGAAGGUUUAUGUGGAGUGCAUUGCAUUCCAAAACAGCACAGUGUGAGACCUGAGCAGUGUGCUCUUAUGUACAGCACUUGUGUUUGAUUCCGCCCCUGUUUUGCUCACAGUGGUCACUGACGAAGAUUAGACAGAGGAUGAUAUGCCUUUGAUCUGCACACUUUGCUGUCAGAAAUCCCUCUCUGCAGUGAAUCAGCAGGAUAUACUGUAAAUUCAAGUUUUAAGAGUAAGCCAUCAAUUGUAGUUAGUUACUCUUCUGGCCAAAUGUAAAUUGGGCCUGUGACAGGAUCAAAAUGACUAAUGCCUAAAUGAUUGUGUUAAUAAUAUGCUGUGCUCCACAACAAUUAAAGGGCUUCUUGUAGAGAAAGUAUAGUGCAUCAUUUAUAUAGCCUAUUUCCUCAAACCCUGCCCUCUGUUCUAAUAGACACCAUGUGUCAAUUAGUUGCCAGGUAUGUCAUCCUCUUGAACUGAAAUACGCUACUCAAAAGUUUAGCUCAGCAAAAAAAAAACAAAAAAACAACCCGCGAAACAAAUAAAAGUGUGAAAAAGAGGACUCAGUAAUGAGUAGCUGCAUCGUUCUUGCUCAUCAUUUCAAAAAUUGGUUUGGGCAUGCCUGGUGCCGGAACAAAUUUUUCCGUUAAACUGUAUUUAUUUCAUUAGUCUAUUAUCUUCAUUUUCAGAGCAUUUCUCUUGGCUCCCUUGCUUCCAGUAGUGUAUGUGUGUGACAUAUUUUUUGUCCAAUCAGAUUUCACCUUCUUUGCUGUACAGUAUAGUGGUGAUGAAGCUUAACCUUUAAAAAUUUGCUCUUACAAUGCUUAUGAUUUCCUUCCUUCAUUCA
Messenger RNA from Dunckerocampus dactyliophorus (ringed pipefish), 14443 nucleotides. Its product is annotated as plexin-A1-like. Gene Ontology annotation, biological process: regulation of cell migration; regulation of cell shape; regulation of GTPase activity. Gene Ontology annotation, cellular component: semaphorin receptor complex. The record is from RefSeq and is a predicted model, not a curated record. The coding region runs from base 313 to 5985 and encodes 1890 amino acids. NCBI's taxonomy places the organism in Eukaryota, Metazoa, Chordata, Actinopteri, Syngnathiformes, Syngnathidae. Gene Ontology annotation, molecular function: protein binding; semaphorin receptor activity. The transcript is spliced from 33 exons.